UAGCGUUUCACCUUAAGGACUCCAGGGGGCGACAAGCGCAUUCUCGCGUUAGAACGACUUGAUAAACCGUGAGAAGAAGAAGAGCGAAGGCGGAAGAAGAAGCAGACGAAGAAGAAGUCUUUGUGUAUAUACUUGGGAAAGGGUUAUUUAAUAGACAUGGAGAAUCCAUUUUGGCACCUGUCCCUGAAGCUUCACGACCAGCCAAAAUCAGUGUUGCCGUUCCCCGAGGACGUCAGCCCUGGAAGCUACAUGGUGGCCACCAUAAAACAGCUGGUCUCAGCUCAGUUACCUGAUUCACUGCCAGAUCCGGAGCUCAUAGAGCUGGUGCACUGUGGGUGUAAACUAAAGGACGAAUUGACAUUAGAUUCCUAUGGGAUUAAAUCUGGAUCCACAUUGCACAUCCUAAAGAAAGUGUGGCCUGAACCUGCGGUCAAACCUGAGCCAGUAAACAGAAGUGCUGCAGCGAGAGAGUUUAGACUUCUCCAGGCCACCAUGCUCUCCAAUGUUGCAUAUAGAGAUGCGGUUUUUAAGAUGCUGAGCAAUAAGGAGUCUCUGGAUCAGAUCAUAGUGGCUUCCCCUGGACUCAGCUCAGACCCUGUCGCAUUAGGUGUAUUACAAGAUAAGGACCUGUUUGUGCAGUUCACAGAUCCCAAUCAGCUUGAUGUGUUGGUUCGUUCUCAUCCGGCGCUGGUUAAUGCCAUCAUUCUGAUCCUUCACUCGGUGACGAGCAGCAUGCCCGGCCAAUCAAAUGCAAGCUCCUCCCACAACGCCCCUGCCAGUUCCUACAGCGAAAUGCCAGGAGGAUUCCUGUUCGAGGGCAUGUCUGACGAUGAAGAUGAUUUCCAAUCCGGAAAUCGUGCAGGCUCGUCCCAGCGCCCGAGACCUCCAACCAAUCUGAGCAGCAGCGGAGCUACCGGGCCUCGACCCAUCACUCAGAGCGAGCUAGCAACAGCUCUAGCGCUCGCUAAUACACCGGAUAGCAGUGCAGUUACACCCGUUCUGGGAAGCCAAGACAUGUCCACUGGUAGCUCUUCAGCUGCAGCAGGGACUCCUGUCACUAGCAGUGUGCUGACUCGAGCACUACAGCAGGCUCUAGAGGCUUCCGGAGUGACCCCUCUGCAGAGCCGAUGGCAGACGCAGAUGCAGCAGCUGAGAGAUAUGGGCAUCAGAAACGAGGACCUGGCAUUGCGAGCCCUCCAGGCUACAGACGGAGACCUUCAAGCGGCACUCGAACUCAUUUUUGCUGGAGGAGGAGGACUCUGAGGCCUGAAAUAUUUCAAUAUUGUAUCUAAACACAGUAUUUUAUAGAAUUGUUUUUUGGAAAUUAGUAAUCAGUGCUAAAUAAAUAAUAGAACAAAAGUUUGGUAA
Molecule: messenger RNA, 1368 nt
Organism: Silurus meridionalis
Lineage: Eukaryota; Metazoa; Chordata; Actinopteri; Siluriformes; Siluridae
Gene: ubl7b
Product: ubiquitin-like 7b (bone marrow stromal cell-derived)
Exons: 11
Coding region: 157-1263 (368 amino acids)
Biological process (GO): ubiquitin-dependent protein catabolic process
Cellular component (GO): cytosol
Molecular function (GO): polyubiquitin modification-dependent protein binding
Source: RefSeq, a predicted model, not a curated record